Vicia faba (fava bean) is the source of this 834-nucleotide messenger RNA. The record is from the annotation of a GenBank genome assembly. Lineage: Eukaryota; Viridiplantae; Streptophyta; Magnoliopsida; Fabales; Fabaceae.
AUGGCUUCCAUUCAAACCCAAAUGCUCUCAUUCUAUGCCAUAUUUCUAUCCAUUCUCUUAACAACAAUCCUUUUCUUCAAAGUGAACUCAACUGAAAUCACUUCCUUCAGUAUCCCCAAGUUCAAGUUCCGCCCAGACCAACCAAACCUAAUCUUCCAAGGAGGUGGCUACACCACAAAAGAGAAGCUGACACUGACCAAGGCUGUAAAGAACACUGUUGGCAGAGCUCUCUAUUCCACACCUAUCCAUAUCUGGGAUAGCGAAACAGGCAACGUUGCUGAUUUUGAAACUACCUUCAUUUUUGUCAUAGAUGCACCCAACGGCUACAACGUUGCCGACGGGUUUACGUUCUUCAUCGCACCUGUAGAUACUAAGCCGCAAACCGGCGGUGGAUAUCUCGGAGUUUUCAAUGGCAAAGAUUAUGACAAAACUGCUCAAACUGUUGCUGUUGAGUUUGACACUUUCUAUAACGCUGCUUGGGAUCCAAGCAACGGAAAGAGACAUAUUGGAAUCGAUGUGAACAGUAUCAAAUCCAUUAGUACUAAGUCGUGGAAUUUGCAGAAUGCUGAAGAGGCUCAUGUUGCGAUAAGUUUUAAUGCUACUACUAAUUUGUUAAGUGUGACUUUACUUUAUCCUAAUUCACUUGAGGAAGAAAAUCUAACUGGCUAUACUCUUAGUGAAGUUGUGCCUUUGAAAGAUGUUGUUCCCGAGUGGGUAAGGAUUGGUUUCUCAGCUACCACUGGAGCAGAAUAUGCAACACAUGAAGUUCUUUCAUGGACUUUUCUUUCUGAGUUGACGGGACCUUCAAAUUCUAAGCAAGCUGCAGAUGCAUAG